This is a messenger RNA of Emys orbicularis (European pond turtle), 2873 nucleotides long. It is a transcript of the gene CMIP, whose product is annotated as c-Maf inducing protein. The record is from RefSeq and is a predicted model, not a curated record. NCBI's taxonomy places the organism in Eukaryota, Metazoa, Chordata, Testudines, Emydidae. The coding region runs from base 214 to 2550 and encodes 778 amino acids. The transcript has 21 exons. Gene Ontology annotation, cellular component: cytosol; nucleoplasm.
CAGAGACGCGCUGGUUGUAGUUGAAACAAGGAAUUUUUUUAAAUUGCUUUCUUCCCUUUUUGGGGGGUGGUUCAUUCCCCCCCCAUCCUCUUGGACAGUUUUUCCUCCUCCCUUCGGCGGUUUUUUUUUUGGGGGGGCUUUUUAUUAUUAUUUUUUUAAACCUUUUUUUUAAAAAAAAAGGCGGUUGACGUUCAGCAAGACGCCAACGCUGCUAUGGAUUUUACCGGCAGCUCGGGUGGGGGCAGCGAUCACCGACAGAUCGAGGAGAGCAAGCCGCUGCUGGGUGAAAUGUCUGCUACUGAGGGGAGUAAAAUGGGUGCUGCGCGUUGCAGGCGACCCCUUCUGCACUGCAAUGGCAUGAGGUAUAAACUGCUGCAAGAGGGGGACAUCCAGGUUUGUGUCAUCAGACACCCCCGGACAUUUCUUAGCAAGAUCCUCACCUCCAAAUUUUUGAGGAGGUGGGAGCCUCAUCAUGUAACCCUGGCAGAUAACAGCUUAGCCUCAGCUACACCAACUGGGUAUAUGGAAAACUCCAUUUCCUACAGUGCUAUUGAAGACGUUCAGCUGCUCUCCUGGGAGAAUGCCCCUAAGUACUGUUUACAGCUCACAAUCCCUGGGGGUACUGUCUUACUGCAGGCUGCAAACAGUUACCUGAGGGAUCAGUGGUUUCAUUCUUUGCAGUGGAAGAAAAAGAUUUACAAGUACAAGAAAGUGCUUAGUAACCCAAGCCGUUGGGAGGUUGUUUUGAAGGAGAUUAGGACACUGGUGGACAUGGCGCUAAACUCUCCACUACAGGAUGAUUCCAUCCAUCAAGCACCACUGGAGAUUGUCUCAAAGCUGCUCUCGGAGAACACCAACUUAACCACUCAAGACCAUGAGAGCAUUAUUGUGGCAAUUGCACCUUUGCUGGAAAACAAUCACCCUCCGCCUGACCUCUGUGAAUUCUUCUGCAAGCACUGCAGAGAACGCCCUCGGUCCAUGGUUGUCAUAGAAGUGUUCACACCGGUGGUACAGAGAAUCCUCAAACACAACAUGGAUUUUGGGAAGUGCCCUCGGUUGAGACUGUUUACUCAGGAGUAUAUUCUGGCUUUGAAUGAACUGAAUGCUGGCAUGGAGGUGGUGAAGAAGUUCAUUCAUAGCAUGCACGGUCCCACUGGACAAUGCCCCCAUCCCAGGGUCCUGCCGAAUCUUGUAGCUGUCUGCUUAGCAGCCAUUUAUUCUUGUUAUGAGGAAUUUAUCAACAGUCGAGACAAUUCUCCAAGCCUGAAGGAAAUUCGGAACGGCUGCCAGCAGCAAUGUGACCGAAAGCCUAACUUACCCCUCCGGCUUCUCCACACGAGUCCCGACCUGGUUUCUCAAGAGGCCACCUUGAGCGAAUCUCGCCUCAAAUCGGUCAUUGUCACAUCGAACGAGAUCCACGUGGAAGUGGAGCGUAACAACACUGCUAACCAGAAGAUGACGGCAAAUGUCGGCAACGAUAGUGAGCCCAACCUGAUUGAUUGCCUGAUGGUCAGCCCCACCUGUAGCACCAUGAGCAUCGAGCUGAGCGCCCAGGCAGACAGGAUCCUCGGCUGCUACGUGGAAAUACUAAAAAUGCUGUCGGACUAUGAUGACUGGAGACCAGCUCUGGCCAGCUUGCUUCAACCUAUCCCAUUUCCCAAGGAGGCUCUUGCACAUGAGAAAUUCACAAAGGAGCUGAAAUAUGUGAUUCAGAGAUUUGCGGAAGACCCAAGACAAGAAGUCCACUCGUGUUUGCUGAGUGUGCGGGCUGGCAAAGAUGGCUGGUUCCAGCUAUACAGUCCCGGGGGAGUGGCCUGUGAUGACGACGGAGAACUAUUUGCCAGUAUGGUACGUGUCUGCAAUAACGUUCAUAUUUUAAUGGGGUCUUGUUAUAAGACAAAAAAAUUCCUGCUUUCGCUGGCUGAAAACAAACUUGGACCCUGCAUGCUCCUGGCUCUGAGGGGCAACCAGACCAUGGUGGAGAUUCUGUGUUUGAUGCUGGAAUAUAACAUCAUCGACAACAAUGACACGCAGCUCCAGAUCAUCUCUACCCUGGAAAGCACGGACGUGGGAAAGAGAAUGUAUGAACAGCUGUGUGACAGGCAGAGGGAAUUAAAAGAACUGCAAAGGAAAGGUGGUCCCACACGGUUAACACUGCCAUCCAAAUCCACAGAUGCGGACCUGGCCCGGUUAUUAAGUUCGGGAUCCUUUGGAAAUUUGGAAAACCUCAGCCUGGCCUUCACCAAUGUAACGAGUGCCUGUGCUGAGCACCUCAUCAAACUGCCUUCGCUCAAGCAGCUGAACCUGUGGUCAACUCAGUUUGGAGAUGCAGGUUUGCGGCUUCUCUCUGAACACCUCACCAUGCUGCAAGUGCUCAACUUGUGUGAGACUCCCGUCACAGAUGCUGGGCUGCUGGCACUGAGCUCCAUGAAAAGCCUGUGUAGCUUAAAUAUGAACAGCACCAAACUUUCAGCCGACACCUAUGAAGAUCUCAAGGCUAAAUUGCCCAACCUGAAAGAAGUGGAUGUGCGCUACACCGAAGCCUGGUGAACUCUCUCUCUCUUUAGCUUCUGACAAGAAGAAAAAGAUUUUAAAAACAAAACCAGAAAAUAAAACAACUUUUGGCUAAUACCUGUAGAGCAGUGAGUUCUGGGACUUCACUUCUAGCAGUUGUGGUUGUGAGAUAGAGGAGUCGCUGUGUGUGGGGGAGGGUGAACUGAGCAUGCCCAGACCCUGCCUAAUUCUUUCGGCUUUGUAAUUUCAAAAUCAACAUAAUUUAAAUUGGAAAAAAAAAAGACUUUGUAGCAGCAAGAGGAUUCUAAAGAGUGGGGAAAAACCCCAUCCUUUGUGGAUUUUAUUUGCCUUUGUGUUUU